CGUAACUUGUGAAUAAAAAUGCAACUCUGUGUUAUUUUUAACGCGACAAUCGUCUGGCAACACGAGUUAACCGAACGGAUAUAAAGAACCGUUAAUUUAUAUCCCACUCUAUCAAAAUUAAGUGGGGAAGCAGUGUGCUAAUAUAAAGUUUUCGUUCCGAGCUAAUAUUUGUUCAGUGUUAAAAUUAAAUACAGUAAUUGUUGUGUGUACAAAAAUAAAUCAACCAGGAAAUGAGCUCGUUAAUAUUAAUAAACUAUUUAGAGCAGCAAGCCAAAAGCAACAGCAAAUUGCAAGAACUGUUAGCACAGACGGCGCAGUGUUUGGUGCGCAAAGACGAGCAACGUAAACUGGAGAAAGAAUUAUUACAAGAGACGCUAAUCAACACAAUGGACGUCUAUGAAUUGGAAAGUAUUAUGAAACAGUUAAAAUUACAAUACCAACAACAAUGCGCGGUAAAAGAACAAAUGUUAACAGUUUACAAACAUUCCGUCGAGUUUUGUGUGCAAGUACAAAAUAUUGAUUGGAAUUCGCAAUUGCAUUGUAAACUGGAACUAAUGCAAUUGCAGUGUCAGAAUGAGAUGCGCGAACUGAGCGAAGAAUAUGAAGAGGAAAAGGAACGUAGGAAAGCGUUGGAACAGCGGCCAAUAGUUCAAGCAGCACACGCUGCAGAAAAAGAAGUUGCAAACAUUCAGGCAAAAAUAGAUAAUGCUAAACAACGUUCGACUGCUUAUCAGAGCAAAUUAUUGGAGCAAUUAGACAAGCUCCAAAACAAACGAAAUGCUAUAAUCGUUUUGCUAGUAAAAGGAAGCAAAGAAAUAGGAGGAAAAGAAGCAGAGCUUGCUGCUUUAGAAAGUGCAUAUAAUUCCCAAAGGAAAGAUUUGCUAGCACAAAAACAAGAAUUGAUUUCAAAAAUGCAGACACUCAAUACGAAGCUCCCCGUUUUCGUCAACGCAAAUGAGUUGAGGCCGAGUCUAGAGAAAGUCACCACAAACCACGAUUUCACACCAUCCAUCGCCACAAAGCUUGAUGCAUUUCCUAAAUUUGGAAAUACCACUAAUGCGGACACAGAUGCGAAGCCGAAAGAAAUCAGUUUCUUAGAUCUUUUCAAAGAGUGGGAGUUAAAGAAACAAAAACAGUUCCAAGAGCUGGUUACCACAACUGUAUAUCCCGGUAGCACUCCCAUAGUUCCGUAUAUGACUGUAAACUGUGACUCUGAAGCGGACCACACGAAUACAAUAUCCAAUAGGGGUCCAACAUCCAUACUGCGACGUCCAAAUAUUACCGAGGGUGAGGGUGGAGCUGUGAUACCUAAAAAACGUGUACGUUUUGCCACACUCGAGAGUUUUGAGAGUGAUUUGGACUUCAUUCCAUCACGCCAUGCGAGCUUUAAUUCGUCUAAAUAUGAUAUUGCUGCCGGAACUGGUGGAAAAAUUGAAAAUGAUACAUUUUUGGUUGAGGAUAACGUGCCAUCAUUUAACGGUGAUACUGAGACAAUUGAAAUUUUCAGUACCGAUGAAGUCAUGAGAAAUGGAAAUGAGAAACCACACAGUGAAGAAUUAUCAGGACAGAAGCAGACCAAGCCGGAUUUCGUUACGGCGAAAAAAUUGCUCAGGAAAGCAAGAUUACUGGGUUCGCAAAGGCAAAGCAAAGUUCAGGCGAUCGAAAAAAAGUCAAAAAUCGAAAUUCAAGAAUGUCGCAUCAUUAAACCAGCGGGCACUAAAUUGCCGACGAAGUUACCCAUAACAUUCACACCAGAACCACAAGCCCAACCCGCAAACUCCACAAUUUCAACAGAAACUUUACAGCCGACCAAGAAUAACGUGUUCAAAAAACCCCAAAUCCCAAAAAUACGAAAGCAGGAGAAAAUACCAGACGGUAAUAACUUUUUCUACGACUUUCUGAAAGAAUCAAGUGAGGAAAACUCUCAAACAGAUUCCGAGUUAGGUCUAAACACUGUUAAAGACACAAAUGAUAUGUUAAGCUUUGAUGAGCCCAAGGGUAUAAGUGUGAAAUGCAAACGUAAGUGUAAGCAGCCGGCAAUGGAUUUUGAGCGUUUCUUCCGCGAGACUCUCAAGAGCUGCAAUGAUAGCAGCGCUGUUAUACAGGUAUCACCCACUGAAGAGGAUAACGACUCCAUGCAGUUCGAUCUGAAUUUUACUGACAAUAACGGGUUAUCGGAUUUCUUCGCUGAUCAGAAGAAAUCUGAAAAAGAUGAUUAUGUGUUGUCACUUAACUUAAGCGAUUAGUCCAAUGAAAAAGUAAAGCGGUAAUAAUGUUUCUUUGUUAAAUUUUCUCUGUUUGUUCUGUCUGUGACAUUUUGUAAAUUGGUAUUUGGUUAUUUUUUAUUGUUAUUUUAAAUAUGAAUUUUCUAAAAAUAUAGGAAUUUUCUAAAAAUAUAGGAAUUUUCUAAAAAUAUUGGAAUUUUUUUUGUGGAUCACCGACUUUGUCAUCAGUUUCCACAAAUCUGAAAGUGCUCCGGAAUGGACCCGGAUUAAGAUCCCUCAAUCAUCAAAACUUUUUAGGAAAUGUUUGCCGUCUUAACAGUUAUCUUAAACGUGCUUAUAAGAAGUGUAACCAACUAGUUAUCGAAGUAAACUAACGGUAAUUGGAGAAAAUCGGCUGUUUCGACUUCCGACGGGAUCGAAGCAUAGAUCACACGGAAUUUUCUUUGAUUCUGGUGAUAUGUUGAGGGGUUGAUUGAAUUUAAUAUGUAAUGUCAAAAAUCAUGAUCCCUGCGGAAUUUUCCGGUUUAUGUUGCGUGAGAUGUUGGAUAUCGUUAAAAUAUGUCUUCUUGAUGUUCCUGGGUACAUAUGUUGACACCUUCUAAAAGCUCCUGAGAGUGAGUUCCGCUAGAGACAUAUGUCAACAUAGUAGAGAUAUGUGAAAGAAAGACUACUCUCCUUUUAGUGAAGAAAAGUAUGGGAGAAUAUAUUUAUACGCUGAAUAUUUUUAGGUGACCACCUAAAUUUUAAGGUAGUCAACAAGUUUGUAACACCCAGAAAGAACCGACGGAAACCUUAUAAAGUAUUUAUAUGUAUAUAAAUAAACAGCGUGAGAGCGGUACGUCUGAAUAUA
This is a messenger RNA of Bactrocera oleae (olive fruit fly), 3075 nucleotides long. RefSeq lists its product as uncharacterized. The record is from RefSeq and is a predicted model, not a curated record. NCBI's taxonomy places the organism in Eukaryota, Metazoa, Arthropoda, Insecta, Diptera, Tephritidae.